Messenger RNA from Archocentrus centrarchus (flier cichlid), 716 nucleotides. RefSeq names its product cell division cycle 42, like (gene cdc42l). Lineage: Eukaryota; Metazoa; Chordata; Actinopteri; Cichliformes; Cichlidae. Gene Ontology annotation, biological process: small GTPase-mediated signal transduction. The transcript is spliced from 6 exons. The record is from RefSeq and is a predicted model, not a curated record. The coding region runs from base 64 to 639 and encodes 191 amino acids. Gene Ontology annotation, molecular function: GTPase activity; GTP binding.
CACAAAGUAAUUCAACCCCCAAACCCGGAUGUAACCAACGCCUAACCUGUGGGAAGAAAAACGAUGCAGACUAUAAAAUGUGUAGUAGUAGGAGAUGGGGCGGUAGGAAAGACGUGCUUACUGAUCUCCUACACAACCAACAAGUUCCCCUCAGAAUAUGUGCCUACGGUUUUUGACAAUUAUGCCGUGACGGUGAUGAUCGGCGGAGAGCCGUAUACACUCGGCCUUUUUGACACAGCUGGUCAGGAGGAUUACGACAGGCUCCGUCCUCUCAGCUACCCUCAAACAGAUGUAUUUCUUGUAUGUUUCUCUGUUGUGUCGCCAUCAUCGUAUGAAAAUGUCAAAGAGAAGUGGGUCCCUGAGAUUUCCCACCACUGCCCGAGCACCCCCUUCCUGUUGGUGGGGACACAGGUGGACCUGCGGGAAGACAGCAACACGGUGGAGAAGCUAGCAAAGAACAAACAGCGCCCCUUAUUUCCCGAGAGUGGCGAGAAGCUGGCUCGUGAGCUCAAGGCCGUCAAAUAUGUGGAGUGCUCUGCACUCACGCAGCGAGGACUUAAGAAUGUGUUUGAUGAGGCCAUACUGGCAGCUUUGGAGCCCCCGGAGACCAAAACCAAGAAGAGGUGUGUUCUGCUAUAGAACAGUGCUGAUCGUGAGAUGCGUAACAGUGUAUUUAAAAAACAAAAAACAAACAAAAAAAAAAAAACAAAAAAAAA